Molecule: messenger RNA, 2487 nt
Organism: Miscanthus lutarioriparius
Lineage: Eukaryota; Viridiplantae; Streptophyta; Magnoliopsida; Poales; Poaceae
Source: the annotation of a GenBank genome assembly
AUGGCGACUGCACCAGCACCGGUUUGCCGGAUUCAUCCCCCGUUCCGCUCUGGGCUAAGGUUCCAGCAGCACAAAUUUAUGGCAGAAGCAGUGCUCCUUGCUGUCACUAAGAUUGGUUCUGCUCUAGGGGAUGGACCCACCAAUGCCCUUAUAAAUAAGCUGUCUGAAAAAGUUCAAGCUCUGAAGGAACUUCCAUGGAAAGUGGAUCAAAUAAGGAUGAAACUGAUAUUCAUGGGCAAAAUUAUACAGCAGAUUGGCACAGUCUACCUUACAGAUGAGCUUGUCAAGAGUUGGAUUGGGGAGGAAGAAGGGUUCCUGAAGAAGUAUUUCAUCAAGGGUACACACUAUGCCAUUGUUUUCAGUGACAUUGCUGAUGAGGUAGCUGCGAUAGAAGGGGAGAUCCAGCAAGUUAUUCAGAUGAAGGAGCAAUGGUUGCAGCCAUCCCAGCUUGUCCCUCACCCCGACCAACUCGCUGAGAUUGAAAGACAGCGAUCCCAAGAUAGCUUCCCAGAAUUUGUCAAAGAUGAAGAUCUAGUAGGAAUUGAAGAAAAUAGAAAAUUGCUGACUGGAUGGGUUUACUCAGAAGAGCAGGGAAGCACUGUGAUAACUGUUUCUGGUAUGGGUGGGCUGGGAAAACCUACACUCCGGGGAUGGACCGCCAAUGCCCUUAUAAAUAAGCUGUCUGAAAAAGUUCAAGCUCUGAAGGAACUUCCAUGGAAAGUGGGUCAAAUAAAGAUGAAACUGAUAUUCAUGGGCAAAAUUAUACAGCAGAUUGGCACAGUCUACCUUACAGAUGAGCUUGUCAAGAGUUGGAUUGGGGAGGUCCGGAAGGUGGCCUACCGUGUUGAGGAUGUAGUAGACAAGUACUCAUACCAUCUUCUUCAACUAGAGGAAGAAGGGUUCCUGAAGAAGUAUUUCGUCAAGGGUACACACUAUGCCAUUGUUUUCAGUGACAUUGCUGAUGAGCCAUCCCAGCUUGUCCCUCACCCCGACCAACUCGCUGAGUUUGAAAGACAGCGUUCCCAAGAUAGCUUCCCAGAAUUUGUCAAAGAUGAAGAUCUAGUAGGAAUUGAAGAAAAUAGAAAAUUGCUGACUGGAUGGGUUUACUCAGAAGAGCUGGGAAGCACUGUGAUAACUGUUUCUGGUAUGGGUGGGCUGGGAAAAUCUACACUGGUUACAAAUAUUUAUGAACGUGAAAAAGUCAACUUCCCGGCGCUCCAAGGAAGCCGCAUCAUCAUUACAACACGAAAGGACCAUGUCGGUGCUAUUGCUUCCUUUGACCACCAUCUUGAGCUCCAACCGUUGUGUGGGCCUGAUGCAUUUGAACUUUUCUGUAGAAGGGCUUUUCACAACAGGAAGGACCACAAAUGCCCCGAGGAGCUUCAGGAAAUUGCUGGUGAAAUAGUGAAAAGAAGGUUUUGUUCUGAGCAAAGAGAAGAAUACACCAGGGAAGUGGCUGAGGGAAAUCUCAUGGAACUGAUCCACCGUAAUAUGCUUGAAGUUGUAGACUAUGAUGAGCUUGGCAGGGUUAGCACUUGCAAGAUGCAUGAUAUCAUGCGGGACCUGGCACUUUGUGUUGCCAAAGAAGAGAAGUUUGGUUCCAUAAGCGAAUAUGGUGAACUGGUACAGGUGGACAAGAAUGUCCGUCGCUUGUCAUUAUGUGGGUGGAAUGUCAAUGCGGCACCUAAGGUUCAAUUUCCAUGUCUUCGAACUCUUGUUGCCCAGGGAAUAAUUUCAUUCUCCCCUGACAUGUUGUCCUCAAUUAUGUCUCAAUCAAGCUAUUUGACAGUUCUUGAGCUGCAAGAUUCUGAGAUCACUGAGGUGCCAGCAUUUAUAGGAAACCUCUUUAACCUUGAUGAGAAGCAGUCAGAGUUCAGAUAUUUCAUUGGAGUGCAAGCACCUAAAGGUCUGCUGAACCUUGAAGAACUACAGACUCUUGAGACAGUGCAGGCGAGCAAAGACUUGGCUGAACAGCUGAAGAAACUGAUGCAACUCAGAAGCAUAUGGAUCGACAAUGUUAGUGCUGAAGAUUGCGCUAAUCUUUUUGCGACCAUUUCGACAAUGCCACUUCUUUCCAGCCUCCUAAUCUCUGCAAGUGAUGUGAAUGAGACACUUUGCCUCCAAGCCCUUGCACCGAAAUUUCCCAAGCUCCACAGACUAAUUGUAAGGGGGCGCUGGGCUGAUGAGACUCUGGAAUAUCCAAUAUUUCGCAACCAUGGGAAACAUCUAAAAUAUUUAGCGCUUAGCUGGUGUCAGCUUGGUGAAGAUCCAUUGGGGGUCCUUGCUCCACACGUGCCAAACCUCACUUAUUUGAGCUUUAACAGGGUGAAUAGUGCAAGCACUUUGGUUCUUUCUGCAGGGUGCUUUCCUCACCUGAAAACACUCGUCCUGAAGAAAAUGCCUGACGUCGAGCGGCUGGAGAUUGGACAUGGUGCUCUUCCAUGCAUCGAAGGUCUGUACAUCAUGUCCCUAAGCGCAGCUGGAUAA